Peniophora sp. CBMAI 1063 is the source of this 2721-nucleotide messenger RNA. NCBI's taxonomy places the organism in Eukaryota, Fungi, Basidiomycota, Agaricomycetes, Russulales, Peniophoraceae. The record is from the annotation of a GenBank genome assembly.
AUGCACUGGGUCGCGGUGAUCGAACUGAAGACGGGCGAACGGGUCAAGGCAGUCUUAUCGGAUUGCGGAGAGCUGGAUUCGGUCACGUAUCGCCAUUGGGCUGACGCACGAGGGAUCGACUAUCAGUGGACGUCGCCAGAGGGAUCGCCGCAGAAUGGGAUAGUCGAACGGAUGCACCGUACCCUAAACGGCCGUACUCGCGCAAUGCGCAUUGCAAGUGGAGCUCCGCCCAACUUCUGGGACGAGUACGCGCACACAGCCGCAUAUCUGCACAACCUCACACCACUCGAACGAUUUGGGUACCGCACCCCAUACGAACUGUUCCACGGCAAACCACUGGAUGUCUCCCAUCUACGGGAAAUCGGCUGCCAAAGCUUUGCACUUACGCUAGGCAAUAACCCAAAGGCCUACGCACGGUCGAUUCCUUGCAAACUCAUCGGAUAUGCUCCACACAGCAGAGCGUGGAGACUAUGGUACAAGGACGCGCGCGGCCACAGUCGGAUCUUCGAAUCAAUACAUGUGGAGUUCAUCGAAAGCCACAAUGCCGUCAGUCGCAUACGUCCACGCAGCGGCUUCGUACCUCCAGUCGCCGGUCCGACCGAAGACCCAUUUGCAGCUAAUGGACAUGUUGAGUCGCACCGUCCACGCCCCACUCCAAUGUCGCGCAUACAAGAUGUAUCAGAGGAGGAGGAGGCAGACUAUUGGCAGCAGGAUGAAUCGGGAGAGUUCCGCUUCGCUGAGGAGGAGCAACCAGCAGCGGAGGAGGAGAUGGACCAACCACAGAACAUACAGCCGCCGCAGCUUGAACCUCCUACACGUACACCAGCACCGACACAGCCAUCAAUACCACCUGAACGCACUUCGAGACCUCGCCGCAAUAUCCAGACCGAUGCCCAACGCCUUCAAGCAGCUAUCGAGGCAUCCGCGCAAUCUGCAGAACGGAUAGCAGCCGGAAGAGCGGAACGCAGGGCCGCACGAGAAGCUACAUCACAACCCGACCCUAUCCCACUGGCAACGCUCAUGCAUAGGGCCUACGUUUGCGGAUACGAGAUAGUGUCCGAUGAACCUAUCCUAUCCAGCAUGUCACCACAGGCGUUCGAGCAGUUGGCGCGGGCCCUUGCGGCUUCAGGAGGUCAGGCAGUCGAGUUGGAUGCAUCAGAGAGCGACCCAGCUAGUUGGAAGGCUGCCAUGGCCGGACCGAACAAAGCUCAUUGGUUCGGUGCUGGAGGCAAGGAAGCGGUCAGUCUGAAGGAACGGGAUGUCUACGAGCUGGUUCCACGAAGUGCUGUGCCAAGAGGCCGAAGAGUCAUGCGAGGAAAGAUGGUCCUGCGCUUGAAAGGGGAUCAAAACAGUCAGCCCGUACGCUUCAAGGCACGAUACGUUGUUCAAGGCUUCAUGCAAGUGGAAGGUCGAGACUUCAACAAGACGACUUUGCCGACCGCACGACUUGAAUCACAACGACUUGUACUCAGCAUCAUGGCGACGUACGGUUGGGUUGGCGCUCAGUUCGACGUCUCUACAGCAUUCUUGUAUGGCGAACUUGAAGAUGGCGAAGAACUCUAUGUUGAACAGCCCACCGACUUUAAGGAACCGGGCAAGGAGGAUUGGGUCUGGCGCUUGAAGAAGGGCUUGUACGGGUUGAAGCAAGGCUCAAGGGUGUGGAAUCGUACACUGAACACAGCACUCGAAGGAUGGCAGUUCAAAUGGCUGGAUUGCGAGUGGUGUGUCUACUAUCGCAACUCACCCACCGGCCAAUCCGUCAUCGUCGUACAUGUCGACGAUAUGACGGGUGCAUUCUCCUGCAAGGCCGAACGCGAUCGCUUCGAAGCAGAACUCCGAUCCAUCUGGCAAAUCACAACCUCCGAGCUCGUAUUCGGUCUCGGGAUAGGCAUGACACGAGAUCUGGCUGCCCAUACUAUCGCUCUGGAGCAACACGCCCUUAUCGACCGCAUUAUUGCCGAGUACGCACCAGAUGCAUUGGCCGUCUCCACACCCACGCGAUCGGAUGUCAAAUUGCACAAGCCUGACCCAAACGAAAGACUCACGCCAGUUGAACAGUCUGCGCUGGAUGCCCUUCCAUACAGACCUCUGGUUGGGUUACUGCAAUAUCUUCUUGCCGGUACUCGCCCAGAUCUUGCUUAUGCCAUCUCAGUUCUAUCAUCUUUCAUGAACUGCUACCGUGUCGAGCACUGGAACACUGCCCUUUGGACGGUUCGAUAUCUCAAAGGCACUCACAACUUGAAGUUGGUUCUUGGCGGCAUGACCCCGAUACGACUAGUCGGGUACACGGACGCCAGUUUUGCAGACUGCCCGGAUACUCGCUGCUCAACUGGAGGUUACGCGACCUUCUUGAAUGUUGGUGCAGGACCAAUCUCAUGGGCGUCACGCAAACAACUCGACACGGCCAAUUCGACGUGCGUGUCGGAGUAUAUCGCAGCGCACGAUGCAGCAAAAGAGCUCGUGUGGCUUAGAACACUACUAAGCGAACUUCGCCUGACGCCAAUCGGACCAACCCCUCUAUUCUGCGACAACAGCGCUGCUGUGACUCUAGCUGGCGACCAAGCGUUCCACAAGAAGGUCAAACACGUUGCCGUUCGGUACCACUAUCUACGUGAAUUGGUGCAUCGCCAGCAAAUCGUUGUAAACCACGUCUCCGGAAAGUCAAACGUCGCUGAUAUCUUCACCAAGCCUCUGGGACCUGGUCCCUUCGAGCGCUGUUGA